Linnemannia hyalina is the source of this 2994-nucleotide messenger RNA. NCBI's taxonomy places the organism in Eukaryota, Fungi, Mortierellomycota, Mortierellomycetes, Mortierellales, Mortierellaceae. The record is from the annotation of a GenBank genome assembly.
AUGUCGUCCGAGGGCGCGAUCCACGGCCACGGCUCCAAGCCCGAGGACUGGUACCUGCCCAACAACAACCACAACAACCCCGGCUCAAAGUCAAAGGGUUAUUCCAAUAACAACAACAACAACAACAAUUCGCGCUCUUCCCCGGCAAGCUCAACAACGGGGCACUUCCAAGGAUAUCACCGCAACAGAGCAUCGUCCUUGACCAACAACAGGAACGUCUCCACCACUUCCUUCGCCAGCAGUGCUCCCAACCAACACCAGCAACGCGGAGCCGCAUACCUCCACGCCAACCAGUCUUCCUCCAGCCUCGCCCAGUGGUCCCCUGGACGCAGCAAGAACACCCACUCCCACGCCAAAAAGAUUGUCAACAUCGGCGAGCCCACCGAUAUCGAGCAUGGCAUCCACGUCGAAUACAACCACGAACGCCGCAAGUUUAUGGGUAUCCCCGACGUCUGGCAGAACGAGGUCCCCACCGACGAUCCCCUCGACACCACCUGCAUCAGCCCCCAUCUCGUCCCCACCACACGACACCAGCCCAUGCUGAACCCCAACCUCCCUUCCGAAGAGCACAAGAUCGGAUGGCCGUACAACGUUCAACACAAGGCUCACGUCGACGUCGAUAUAUCACAGAAUGGCAAGGUUGGACUCAAGGAGCAAGGGAUCACUGAACAGGAGGUCAAGCAACACCCCCAGGCACUCAGGAAAUUGAUGCAGCUGCAACUCAACGAUCUAGAGUUGCCCCCACCUUCACGACCACCACCACCUCCACCAAAGCCAAAUAAUACCCCCCUGUCUGCCCUCGCCAGUGCCCCUGGAGUCGUACCCCGAGGUCCGGACACCAGACUAUCACGUCAGGACCAGCCAGGAUAUUCAUUGACGCCCAAAACAGAAUUGACCAUCAAUCCUCGUCGCACCUCCAGUCUCAACCCUGCCGGACGCAACCCACUCGAAUCCCCCCAGGCCAACAAACUCACCUUCCCAACGACCGGUCGACCAUCACCAGCACCACGGACAAAUAGCGACAGUUGGGACGCCAAAACAAUGGUUGGAUCUGUGCCAAAAACGCCCACCAACUUUGGUAUGGGGUCUGUUCGAGAGUCGGACGAGACGCCUCAAGACUAUUCACGAACCCGGAAUCACUCUGCAGGAGCUAUACCAGGCGAGGGACGGGAUGCAUGGAAGCCAAGGGAGAGCGCCGAAUCGCAUGCCUCAUCUAGGACACGGACUACAGAUUCGACUUGCUCUACACCCAAACUCCAACCACGCGCUUCGGAUGCCUCAGAGACAGCGACAGCAGCAACAGCAGCGGCCACAACUCAUCACGAAGAGCGGGGUAGUACAGCAUCAACGCCCAGUCAGCCAUUACCUGUCCAGUCACCCGCAACACCCAGUCAGCCAUUACCUGCCCAGUCAGCCACCUCUGUGUCGGCCCCUUCUACCCCUACAGCAGUCGCUGCAACUCCCUCCACUUCGCCACGCAAGCCAGACUCUCACCCAGGACCCAUGCGUGCGCCCACGGAUUCGAACCCACUGCCUAUUUCGUCUUACUUCAAGGAGCGGUCUCCUACUGUCGUCACCAUCCCUCAGGCAACCAAGAGCACCAUUGGUUCUUCGCCCAUGUCGCCACCCGUCUCUGGCAGUACUUCGGCCUCUCCUAGCAUCAUGACACCUCAUCACCUUCGUCGGAAAUCGGUCAAGAGCAUGUACGUCAACAUUCCGACCCCAGCCCAUGCCGAUGUAACAUUGGAGAAUGGCGACCGUGCGGCUGGUGGAGCCCCUCCAGAUGUGAGCGGUGGAGCGAUCUCUCGCGAGGAGGAAGAGAAGCGCCAAAAACUCAUGCCUACCUUGUCGGAGGAUUUACUGCGAAAGUAUGCUCUGGAACCCGUGGGUUCAUCUCCAUUGGCCAAGGCGCCAGGAGGGGCUGGUACCGUCAAUGGGUCUUCAUCCGCAACAGAGAAGGCACAGGAGACUGAGGAAACGAACGCCGUAGCAGAGUCGAGCCCAGUUCAGGACUGGACUGCAGAGGACAAGGAGGAUAUCUCCUUUAUUGAAGAGUAUGGCCUCCAGUCACUUCUCAGCCGUCCCAGACCCAAGGACCCUUAUCAGUUGUACGGAGAGAUUGUCAAGAUUGCAGAGGGCGAGUCUGGAUUUUUGUUCUCGGCCACAGAGACCUCGUCUGGCCAACUGGUUGCGAUCAAGAUGGUCGCCAAGACGGUGACGGCCAAGAUGAAGACGAUUCGCAACGAGUUGGAGCUGAUGAAGGCAAGUCACCACGACAACAUUGUCGCCUUUGUGGAUUGCCAUCUGUCGUCGACGGAGCUCUGGAUGGUCAUGGAGCGCAUGGAUAUCUCCCUCGCAGAUGUGAUCGCGAUCAACCCUUACAAGGGCCAGCGUCACCCGGAUCAGGGGCUUUUGCAGGAAUGUCAUAUGGCGAGAGUUGCCAAGGACAUCCUCGAGGCCAUAUCUUACCUUCACGAGGAGAACCGGAUCCAUCGUGAUAUUCGCAGUGACAACAUCCUGCUGGAUUCCCAGGGACGAGUCAAGUUGGCGGAUUUCGGACACUCGGUGCAGUUGACCAAGGAGCAGCCCAGGAGGAACUCAGUGGUCGGAACACCUUACUGGAUGGCACCCGAGGUCAUCCAGGGCUGGAAUUAUGGAACUCGUGUCGAUGUCUGGAGUUUGGGUAUCGUCAUGCGCGAGAUGAUCGAGGGCGAGCCACCAUACCUCCACGAGCCCCCACUUCGCGCCAUGUUCUUGAUUGCGAGUGGAGCGUUACCAGCCAUUAAGCAUCAGGGACUGGCAUCCAAGAGAUGCCAAUCGUUCGUGGAAGUGUGUACGUCAGGCGAGGGAGAGGAUAGACCAAGUGCUAGUGAGCUGCUAUCACAUCCAUUUUUGGGUCUUGCUUGCGAUACCCCGAUUAUGGCUCAGUUGCUCACAAGGACAUAUGAGCUGGAGGCUGCUGCUGGCGAUGAAGACGAGGAGGAAGAGGAGUAG